ACCAAAAACCCCCCACUCUCCAAACUCCCCCUUCUCCCCUCCAGCAUAUCUCUCUCUCUCUCUCUCCGCGCCCCGAACCCGCCCCCCUCUGUCUCUCUGUGUGUAUGUGUGUGUGUGGGUAUGAUUUUCAGCGCCAUGGAAGCCCAAAAUCUCAAAAAACAGGAGCAAGAAGGAAAAAGUACUAGUGCAGCCAGUAGCCCAAGCAGAACCGCGGCAAACUCUUCAGCACAGUCUCCACCAUCACCAUCUUCAUCCCCCACCCACGACUUCGAAUUCACCAUCUCUCUGUGCCCUUCCUUGUCCCUCGACAAGCACCGGCCGCCGUCCUAUGAGAUCGAUCUCUGCCCAGCUGACGACCUCUUCUACCAGGGCCACCUCCUCCCGCUCCACUAUCACCAUCUGUUCAGCACCCCUCGCUCUUCCUGCACUUCCAAGGACGAGAGCAGCCAUCACCACCACGACCACCGGCCGCAGCAGCCCUGCCACCAAGAGUCAAUGGACCAGAACGACAAGAAGAGCAGUGCGGAGGGGAGAUCGAGCUCGGAGGAUGCCGAGAAUUCAAGGAAGACGAAACAAAAGUCCUUCUCAUUGUUCACUCUGAAGAAGGGGUCUAAGUUGGGAUUGAGAUCGGCCAAGGAGGUGAUUGAGAGGUACGUGAGGAUGGUGAAGCCUUUCUUUGCGAGGAAGAGCAAGGAGGCAGAGGACCAGAGGUUUGGAUACUAUGGAAGGAACAGGCAGAAAUGGAGCGGGCAUGCUUCUCAGUCCUUCUCCAACCAGCGGUGCCGAUCUUCUGCACCGUGCUCCACCAUGACAUCCCCUGGCAACAGUGGAAUACUAUGUGCCAUACCGUCUUCAAGUGACAGCACCAUGGAGGAUCUCCAGAAUGCUAUACAGGCGGCCAUCGCCCACUGCAAGAAUUCCAUCGCUAUCAAGGAAGAGAAGAGUUAGGCAGAAGGAGAACGUUAAUUUUUUUUUAUCUUUUCCUGUUUUCUUCUCUUUCCUUUUUUCCUUAUAUUUCUCUUCGGUUUGUUCUGCAUGAAGCGUGCAACUAAUGGAGAGACGCGCUACUAAUAUUCAUUAUUUAUCUCUGUAUGUUCAAUAAAAUGAGACGAUACCAUAAAUCUCAA
Nymphaea colorata (pocket water lily) is the source of this 1127-nucleotide messenger RNA. RefSeq names its product BRI1 kinase inhibitor 1-like. The record is from RefSeq and is a predicted model, not a curated record. Gene Ontology annotation, cellular component: plasma membrane. Lineage: Eukaryota; Viridiplantae; Streptophyta; Magnoliopsida; Nymphaeales; Nymphaeaceae. Gene Ontology annotation, molecular function: kinase inhibitor activity. The transcript has a single exon. Bases 121 to 948 code for a protein of 275 amino acids.